Messenger RNA from Nicotiana attenuata, 983 nucleotides. RefSeq names its product transcription factor IIIB 90 kDa subunit. The transcript has 7 exons. Bases 123 to 779 code for a protein of 218 amino acids. Lineage: Eukaryota; Viridiplantae; Streptophyta; Magnoliopsida; Solanales; Solanaceae. The record is from RefSeq and is a predicted model, not a curated record.
UCGGGCUCGGGCUCGGGUAAGAUGAGACGUAAAACCCCGAAUCGAGUCGAGUCGGCAAACGCUUCAUACCUUUUUCUAUAAAUCUCCCACUGAUUCAAAUUAGAGAAAGCCUUGAAAAGGCAAUGGCCAUCACACGGAGACCCGCCGACAUUGGCAAACCUAAAGAACAAAGGGCGGUGGAAGCAUCCGAAGUCAAACAUAAUUUGGUUGCAGAACUUGUGAAAAACUUCGGCGGUGGUAGGACUAAAUUUCAGGAUUUUGAUAAGAGAGAACAUAUAGCUGCAGAUGAUGCAGAAAAUCUAUCCGACAUUGAUGACUUCGAGGUUGUUGGAUAUCUCAAUAACAAGAAGGAGAUGCAUUACAAGAAAAUCUUAUGGGAAAAAAUGAAUCAAGAGUUUUCGAAGAGUGAUGAUAAAUUACAGGGGAAGAAACGAAAACAGGAAACUGGAGGUAAAAAAGAUGUCCGUGCAAAGAGAUCUGCUAAAACAACAGAAAGAGUUGAGAACAAGAGAACAAGUUCGAAAAUAAAUUAUGAUGCUUUGCAGAAGCUGACUGACGAUUUGAAUCAAGUUUCUGAAGAGGCAGAGCUAGGACGAUUGGAACCUAAGGCUUGCGCUAAUGGUGAUUCAGCUGAUAACCUGAAUAUUGGGUUCCAUGAUCUUGAACAGGAGAAUGCGUAUGGUGAAGAUGAUGACUCAUAUAGAGACAAUAAUGAUGAUUCAUGCUAUGGAUAUGAAACUGGAUACUAUAAUAGUGAAGAUUUUGAUACUGAUUACUGAAUUGCAAACUUUCUUCUUUUUUAUUUUCUGGGUCUGGUUUAUCUUAUCUUUAGCUUAGAGCUGCCAGAUGCGAAGAAGCGAUAUAAUACAAUGGUUAAACAUUUUUCUUCUCCACUUUGAGCAAGUGCUUUUUGAUAUUCUCAAGUGUAAAAUAACCAAUGAAGUGAUAGUUUUCCCUAUUAUAAAGUAACUAAUUCAAAGGUA